Meira miltonrushii is the source of this 1380-nucleotide messenger RNA. RefSeq names its product cytochrome P450. Gene Ontology annotation, molecular function: oxidoreductase activity, acting on paired donors, with incorporation or reduction of molecular oxygen; heme binding; iron ion binding. The coding region runs from base 27 to 1208 and encodes 393 amino acids. The transcript has 2 exons. NCBI's taxonomy places the organism in Eukaryota, Fungi, Basidiomycota, Exobasidiomycetes, Exobasidiales, Brachybasidiaceae. The record is from RefSeq and is a predicted model, not a curated record.
AAAAAGGUUUAAAUGAAGAAGGUGAAAUGGAUGCAACCGAAAAAAGAGAAAUGAAAGAUUUAGCAAAAGCAAUCACUCCGAGAAGACUGAAUAAUAUGGCACCCCGGCUUGCAGCUGAUGCUUAUGAAGCAAUAGAGAGCUAUUUUAACAAUUCAAAGAGCGCUUCGAUCGAUCUACAGCAGACAUAUUACCCACUGGUGUUUCGAUUCACAGUUCGUAUAAUGGGAAUGGCAGAAUAUGCAUCUUCGCCAAAAGAAUUGGCUAAAUUGAUCAACGCAUUUUGGCUUACCCAAAAGAAUUCAGGAUAUUGGACAACAAUUUUACCAUGGUUACCGCAACCUCGACUGCUCAAACGAUUAUACGGAGCUGUGACUCUCUGGACAAUGGUUCGUUCAACGUUGAACAAACGAAUUCAAUCAGGUAAUCGUGAAGAAGAUUUCGCACAAGAUAUGAUCGAUCAAGGUCAUCCUGCAGGAACGAUUAGUAGAUUUGUCAUUGGUGGUUUGAUUGCUGGUAUCUUGAACACAAUCGGAACAGGUGCUUAUUCGGUCGCAUUCGUUGGUGCUGAUGCAGCUCUACAAAAACAAUGUCGUCAAGCUGUCAAUGAUGGCAUUCGAAGAGCAUGUGAAACACAUGGUGAAGAUUUUGAAAACUUGACACCAUUAGAACGACUACAAACAGUACGUUUAGAAGAUUGGGAACAAUUUGAAGAAUUUGAAAUCUUACAUUUGGUUUUCAAGGAAUCGAUUCGGUUAAUGUUGACAAACUCAUUGAAUCGGUAUUACCCUGGUCCUACUCGCAACAAGGAUGGCUCUUUGCGUGAAAGGUUGGUAAUCGAAGGUCAUGAGAUCGAAGAUGAUGUCUAUAUUUGCUUCUCUCCUCCUUCAAACUUACACGAUGCUAAGGAAUACCCAAACCCUUUCAGCUUUGAUCCUAUGCGUUACAAACGUGGUGAAGGUCAAACGGAUUAUAAUUUCAUCGCAUGGGGAGCUGGUUAUCAUAAAUGUACUGGUCAGCGCUUUGCCAAGUUGGAAACUAUUAUUGCAUUGGCAUCAUUCUUGCUAUUCACAGAUGAACUCAAAACAACGGAUAAUAAUGGUGAGCCUUAUUCGUUGGCGCGCGUACCUUUACCCGAUCUCAGUCAAGCACAUUGGAGAAGUCCUACAAAGCCAAUGAGAAUUCAAUUGUUACGUAAUCAUUCCAAAUAGAUCUUUCUCCCUCUCUUCUUCCUUUUCAAAGAUACCCAUUCAAUGUAUACAAUUGUUUAUCUCUACCUCAUUCGUGACGUCAAUUAAAGGAAAAAAAAGAAAUGAUGCAGGAUUGUACUAUUUUACUGUAUUGAGAUUCGAUGCUGCGAAAAUUGCUACUAUUUGGAUGUCG